This is a messenger RNA of Oncorhynchus mykiss (rainbow trout), 5207 nucleotides long. RefSeq lists its product as uncharacterized. Gene Ontology annotation, cellular component: nucleus. The record is from RefSeq and is a predicted model, not a curated record. NCBI's taxonomy places the organism in Eukaryota, Metazoa, Chordata, Actinopteri, Salmoniformes, Salmonidae. Gene Ontology annotation, molecular function: zinc ion binding; nucleic acid binding.
GAAGUGCGACACUGGAGGAGGUAGUAAUUGAGGCGCAUUCAAUGCAAAACACAAAUUGACGAAUUUUGAUGGGGAUUUUUUGUUAUUUAAUUUAGAUUUGAUGCACCAGUGUAUCAAUCGACUCUAGGGGAUUCUUACAUGCGGGACUUUUAAUUUGAACAUUUCCGACGUUCCCCUGACACGGAAGUACUUUUUUUUAGUGUUGCUGACGAGACGCUGAUAUAGUAUAGUAUUUCUGAACUGGAGCUAGUGUGCAUAGCCAGCAAAGAAGUUUUGAAAGUGAUAACAGUAGCUACUGUUUUUGAAACCAUCUAAAUAUAUGUGCCACGGAAGUAGGUAUUGUAAAUGCACAACUACAGCGCAUUUCUUGAUAACUUCAUACUUUCAGCUAGCUAACGUAGUUAUGCGUCAUAGUACAGGUAAACUGGCUAGCUAACUAAUCUGUCUAGCUUGGUAAAGUUAGUCUAGAUAACGUUAGCUAUCUAAAUUAGUAUGUCAGCUGUACCGUUAAUUAGACAAGCACAUAUGUAGCCAACCAUAUUUGAUGUUAACUGGCUACUUCGUAAAGGUUAGUAGCUAGUUAUGUAACGUUAUUUAGUUAGCAAUAUGUUCGGUCAUCAACAACGCCUCCAACAGCAGCAACGUAUUUGGCAGCUUCCACAACAUCUCCAACAACGCCAGCAGCGACAAACAACCCAACUCAUGCCAUCCCAACUUCCACACCAGCACCAAAUGAACCGACCACCACCACCUAGUAUGAUCUACCUCUGCCCAGUUCCCCGGGCCUCUCUCCUUGUCACCAACCCCAUGCUGCAAGGGGCACUGCUCAUGCAACAACCGAUGCGAGGUAACAUGCGAGGCUUGGCCAUGGGUAGUGGGCUACCCUUUACUUCAUUUUUGUCUGAGGGGACAAGGCAAUCUCUCCUUGGACCGGCUCCUAUUCCCCAAGUGGGAUUGUUCGCAUCAGGACCCAAUCAUUCCCUUACACACUUUUUAAACAAGGACAUUCGUGUUAGGAAGAGGAAGAAGGAACAGACAGGAAGUGCUGGGGGCCAGCUGAGCUCCAGCAGUGCAGAGGGGCUAGGGGAGAGGGAUGAUAGGACUCCCAAUACAGAGAUGCAGGAAGCGGAAUCAGUUGGACAAUUCUUUGCAAAGCAACAGGAGCCUGAGAUGAAGAAGCAGAAGAUGAAUGGGUCAGAAGAGCCUGUGAAUAUAAAAAUUGGACCAGAGGCAGUCCAGAAGUCUGAUAAUGAAAUGUCAACAGAUGUACCUCAGCCUGUAGAUAUCUCUGCUCUCGAGUACAGAGGAGGAAGCACUUCCAUUAAAGUGGCGGAAGAAUGUUGCAAAGAAAGUAUAACAGCUGAACAUGUUCUGGGGGUAGGCACAUCCCUGAAAGUCACCAUCCAGCAGAGCAGCGAGAGCCGGGCGUUCAGCACAGGCAUAGAGGAGUUGGCUGCAGCAACAGCCACGGGGAACCCCUGUGGUGUAGGGGGACAGGGUGAGGACAGUGACAGAGGAGCUGCGACUGACAGCCACUACUGCUACAUCUGCAGCAACCCCUACCACAACCAGCAGAAUUUCCAGAACCAUAUGAACGGAUUGGAACAUCAACAGCGUAUGAUGGAGAUUCAGCAAGUGAGCAAUGCCUGUCUGGUCAAUCUAUUACCACGGGUUGGCGACUCUCUACAGGGUACACACAAAGUCGGGGGCAAAAAGCCAGCAGGGGUGCAGCGCUGGUGUGCAACCUGCCAAACACACUUUACCGGCGACCUCCUCGAGCACCGGAGGACCAAGGAGCACAAGCUAUCAAAGCAGUCCUCACGUCCCUUCUGCACCGUCUGCACUCGCCAGUUCAGGACGCCACGGAAGUUUGUGGAGCACAUGAAGUCCCGAGAACACAAGCGGAAUGUGGAGGAGCUCCAGGAGGAAGGAGAGUCAGAGGUCAUUGAAGAACUCAUCACUGUGGAUGCAGUGGGAUGUUUCGAGGGAGAAGAUGACUUUGAGGAGGAGACCCACGAGGAUGAGGAUAGCAGGGGUUCGCAGCCCGAUCAAAGAGCAGUCCCGCAAGAGCAUGUGGGGGACUACGAAGCGUUUGAUUCUGAAACACAAUACGGUUCAAGCUUUGUUGUCCCAGUGGCUGGUUUCCUCUGCAGACUGUGCCAUAAGUUCUUCUAUUUCGAGUCCACGGCCAGGCACUUUCACUGCAAGUCCCUCAUACACUUCCAGAACUUACAGAAGUACAAAGCCUUGAAGAAUCAAGAGCUCCGCUGCGGAGGACAUGAGGAUAUGCAGCCGAACAGUGGGGGACUCCCCUGACUUGAGAGAAUACAAAGUGGUUAUCCAAGUGAAAAAUGACUGUACAAAUGACUGCAACAUGGCUAGGGACAACACACAUCCCUGUGGUACCUCCUUUACCACAAUCAAGAUGCAUCCUGUUGUCUCUACUCAGGACAAGGCAGAGCAGGACAAUAUCUCCACUGCCACUCAGCAGGUCUCAGAACAGCUGAACUCAGACUCCGUAUUGCCAAAUACCUCCGUCGCUGUCCAUAGGCCUCAAUCCACAGCCUCCUUCUGGCUCAAGCUGUGGAUUGAAGAACACGGUGAAGCCGUCUCCAUGCCAAAGCUGCCAAAGGUCCCAACCGAGCCUCCAGGAGUAUGGGCAUGAUGUGACUGGAGAAAAAUGCUCCUGCAGAGGUGGAUGUGCUCUUGCUUUGCAUGCAGGGCAACAGGAAACAAACAUGAGCAUACCUCAAACUGCAAGCGAGCCACUACGAGGCAGCCUCUUGGAAAGAGAGCAUUUGGAGCAGGGGAGCUCCGCGCUGUUGAUGCCACAUAUACUCGAACAUUUGGUGUGUGUGCGAGUUUGAAGUCGCCCAAGAUAAGAUUUCACAGACAAAUCCUGUUUGGUUACAGUAAAGUAGGCCUAGUUUAGUUUGAAUGGAAUCAACAGUUUGUGUUACUAUUUUAUUAAGUGAUAGCAUUCAUAGUAUUGCAAGGGAUCUCCUAUCACAGUGAGUGAGGCCAUAUUAUGUUUUUUUUUUUAAAGAAAGUGCCUCAGGUCUUUGACAAUUUCUAGGGCCUUCCUCUGACACCGCCUGGUGUAGAGGUCCUGGAUGGCAGGCAGCUUAGCCCCAGUGAUGUACUGGGCCGUACGCACUACCCUCUGUAGUGCCUUGCGGUCGGACGCCGAGCAAUUGCUGUACCAAGCAGCGAUGCAACCAGGAUGCUCUCGAUGUUGCAGCUGUAGAACCUUUUGAGGAUCUGAGGACCCAAGCCAAAUCUUUUUAGUCUACUGAGAGGAAAUAGGCUUUGUCAUGCCCUCUUCACGACUGUCUUGGUGUGUUUGGACCAUUCUAGUUUCAAUUCCGACUUCAACUGUAUGGGCCACACCUGUUUCCAUCUAUUCUUAUUCUAGGAUUUGCAGUUCGCUGUAGCUUAUGCUUUGAGGUGAUCAACAUUAUUGAUGCUGGUUUGAGAGAGGGUGGAUUAAGUUAUUUUAAGCUAGGUAAUUAACUAAAUAUAUCAUCUGAUGCAUGCAUUUCAUCUUGUGACUUGCAUUACCAUGCUAGAGGACACACUUCGGCAAAUCAGUAUAGAACCUUUCUGUGUUUGCAAACAUUUAUACACAAGGGCGAUCGGUGCAAGUUGGUGGCAGAACAAGGAGAUAUUUGGAUUUUAAGACUCGUAUGAAUCAAUGUCCUACUUAAUAUAAUGCGUCAUCAUCGCAAAUCAUCUGCAUUAUACUUAAACACUUUACAAUCUUUUUUUGUGUGUUAUUUCUUACAUUAUUAGCCCAGAUAGUUUUUUGAUAUCAGAGCAGCAGUAACUCACCAGCAUUACGACCACAAAUACGACUUUCCCGAGUUGGAUCCUUCUCCACCGGCAGAGAAGAGGUAUUCGGGGUGGACUUCUAGUCAGACUCAGGAGGCGUGCACACCAUCCACUACUUCCGAGUAUAUUACUCGCUAAUGUUCAGUCUCUGAACAAUAAACUAGAACCGUUUAGGGUGAGGAUUGUUUUCCAGAGUGACAUCAGGGACUGUAACAUACUGUUUCACAGAAUCAUGGCUCUCUUGGGAUAUACUGUCCCCGUCCAUACAUCAUCAUACAUCAUGCAGACAGUAAUGAAGAACUCUCUGGGAAGAAGGGCGGUUGUGUAUGUUUCAUGAUUAACUACUCAUGGUGUGAUUGUGAUGACAUACAGACACUCAAGUAAUUUUGUUCACCUCACCUAGAAUACAUCACAAUCAAAUGCCGACUGAAUUAUCUCCCCAAGAGAAUAAUCUUCGGUUAUAGUCACAGCCAUAUAUAUUCCCCUUCAAGCCGAUACCACGACGGCCCUCAAGGAACUACACUGGACUUAAUGCAAACUGGAAACAACAUAUCCUGAGGCCGCAUUUAUUGUAGCUGGGGAUUUUAACAAACCAAAGUUGAGGAAAAUGCUACCGAAGUUCUAUCACCACAUUGUAGUAUUUGCUGUUCAUUGACGUUUGCUCAGCCUUCAACACCAUAGUACCCUCCAAGCUCAUCAUUACGCUCGGGGCCCUGGGUCUGAACCGCCCCCAGGUGGUAAAGGUAGGAAACAACAUUUCCACUUUGCUGAUCCUCAUCACAUGGGCCCCACAAGGGAGAGGGGGCUGACUGUGUGGCCACGCACGACACCAACUCAAUCAUCAAGUUUGCAGACGACUCAACAGUAGUAGGCCUGAUUUCCAACAGUGACGAGACAGCCUACAGGGAGGUGAGGGCCCUGGCGGUUGUGGUGCCAGGAAAAUAACCUCUCUCCUUAACGUCAAUAAAACUAGGAAGCUGAUUGUGGACUUCGAUGUGGAUGCACGCCACUAUCGACGGGACCGCAGUGGAGAAGGUGGAACGCUUCAAAAUCCUGGGCGUACACAUUAUCUGAAAUUAAAUGGUCCACACAGACGAUUUCAAGAAAGUGUUUUACUCAAUUGUUUCGAUCAAUGUUGAGCUCAUCCGCAAUGUGAUGAAUUAUAAAUAGUAAUUUCUAUUAGCUAAUUCAUAUUGUGGUUUCUGUCAGCUGAGGGUUAGCUAAAUAUGACUGCUUGUGCUACUUCAAUCUUUCCUUAGUUAGCGCUAGGACUAAUGUAGCCUACAUUUUCCAGUUUGGAUGAUUGUGUAUGCUGUUGCUACUUUUGUGAAUGUCUGAACAUUGGAUCCAAAAAUAAACUGGUCACGUUCACGAUA